Molecule: messenger RNA, 2238 nt
Organism: Eimeria maxima
Lineage: Eukaryota; Apicomplexa; Conoidasida; Eucoccidiorida; Eimeriidae
Exons: 4
Coding region: 1-2238 (745 amino acids)
Source: RefSeq, a predicted model, not a curated record
AUGAGGAACCCUCAGGGCUGUCUGGCAGCGUGUGUGGUCCUCGCCGUUUCCUCGGUUUUGUUCGGUGUCGCUGCGCCGUCAGAAAACGGCGAUGACGUGACUCUGAUCCACAAAGGCCAAGCAUUUUGGCUUUGUCUUAAGGGGAUUGAGGGCGUGGCGUGCGGCAGCCGGAGGGAACCCGCUCUAAACGCUGCCGGAGCGUACUGCGGGGAUGGCCUCUGCUGUCCUGAUACAAGUACCAGCAGUCCUCUAGUGUGCAAGAAAGAGCCCUGCAGCAGCUCCUUUCCGCAAGUUCCAGAUUCUUGCAGCUGCGAAAAAUUCGGGGACAUGUGCUCUGCUUUAGACGGAGCUUCUCAUUGCGUUGAGCUUUCUCUUAGCGGGCGUAUGUCAGGGGCUGCCUGCGUCUGUCAGUCCUCCUUCGUUGCAGACCAACGCCGGCAGAAGUGUGUUGCGGAUGUCUGCGCGGACGGAGCCUGCGGCCCUGCAGAUGCCGUGAAGUUUUGCUACCCAUCUAAGGUGGUGACGACUCCACUGAAUCAGACGAAGUACGAGGCCACGUGCGUGUGUGAGAUGAACUAUGUCUUUAAUGCCGGGACGAACAAAUGCGUGCCGGCUCCUUUCGAUAGGUGUGCUAGAGAGGCCCCAUGCGGCCCCGUUGAGGGAGUAAAUACUUGCCGGGAACACCCAAUAACUGGAAAGUUUAUUUGCACGUGCCGUAACGGGUACGUAUUGAAUGCGCGAGACAACAAGUGCCAGCAGAAGUGCACAGAAGAAGAAGCAGCUCUCUGCGGGCCGGCUGAGGCACACGAUGCGAAGUCUUGCUCCAUGGGGCUUGGCGGCAGGAUCUGCGCCUGUAAAGAAGGUUUUAAAUGGGAUGCGAAUUUACGAAAGUGUGUAGAAAACGAGUGCUAUUCACCUGCCUGUGGUUGGCAAGAAGGCGUGAAUGCAUGCCUCAAACUAGGUAAUAAACGAGCAUAUACAUGCUCCAGCGGAUUUCAAAUGAACGCGUCCAAAGAGUGUCUGCCGGAAUGCCUUCCAGGAUGGCGCUACAACCGAAAUCGCGAGAUGUGCGAACUUUCCACCACCAGCUGCUCGAUCAGUGACUGCGGAACAACGGAAGCAGUAGAUGCGUGUCUGGUAGACAAAGACUCGGGAAAACAAAUUUGCAAAUGCAAGGCGGGGUACGCACUGCACACGAAAACGGGGAAGUGCGUUUCUCUUCCUGCAUGCAAGGUUGACACCUGCAAAGCUUUCGGACCCGAUGCACUUUGCGUUUCCGACGGAUCUGAGGCUUUCUCUUGUCAAUGCGUUUCGAAUUUCAAAACCGUCGGAAACGAGACGACCCCUGUGAUGAAGGCUUGCGAUGCUGUUGAGUGCUCGGAUCCUUCCAUCUGUGGAAAAUCAAAGGCGGUUAUGGAAUGCAUCCAGGGUGCUUUGGCGCACCGUUGUUUAUGUGCUCCGGGUUACUCGCUGGACGCAAACACCGGGAUGUGCAUUCCUUUAGAUAUGAUGUUCUUACUUCAGAGUUAUGUUUCGGCUGGCUCUGCUCGGGUAUCUGCUACCCGUGCCCCCAUGCAUUUUACCAUCAGUGCAGCGCCUUGCCUAACGGCGGAGCUCAACGCAUUGAACAGGACGUUCGAUGUAAAGACUUACAGCAAGGCUGGAGAAACACGCACAACAAGCUUAACCUUGCCUUACCAUUCAGUCUCCCACACAGGAACGGCCUUCACGUAUAGAAUGUCACCGGCACCGGGGGGGUUUGACAUUUCGUUAGUCUACGAGCUUCGGCCGACUCAUUUCAGGCAAGUAAUGGAACAGACGUCAUUUCGGGUGUACACAGACCCAGUCGCGUGGUCAGCUGACCAAGAUGUAGGGGGUGGAGUGGACGGUGCAAUUGCUGCGCUGAUGGCAUCUGCCGGCGAUAGUCCUUGUGAAGUGAACUCCGUGAGAGUUGCCGCUAUGGGGGACGACGAUCGAUUUGAAAAUCUCACCGUUCUGUUUGAGAAGCUGCCCACAGCCGAGGCAAAGGCCCCUUCAACGGCCUCCGGUUUUCCGGAGGUGGUUCCAACCCUGUCAGACAGCGUGACCAUUGCUUUUCCUUCCCCAUCGAGGGAGGCUGAAGAGCCCCCAGAACCCGAAGCUGACACACCUCUCCCGUUUCCAGCUCCCACUGAUCCCCUACCAGCGGGACAAAUUGCGACGGGCACAGUCAGUCAUGUUGAUUCUGAAUUACGGUAG